Molecule: messenger RNA, 4779 nt
Organism: Penicillium canescens
Lineage: Eukaryota; Fungi; Ascomycota; Eurotiomycetes; Eurotiales; Aspergillaceae
Exons: 3
Coding region: 1-4779 (1592 amino acids)
Molecular function (GO): nucleic acid binding
Source: RefSeq, a predicted model, not a curated record
AUGGGAGACACCACUCUCUCCGCGAUAUCGUCCUCUCGCGUUAUUCUGAGAGACUCAACAAACUGGGAAGCCUGGCUGUCCACCAUCAGAGGGAUUGCCGACCAAUAUAACGUGUGGGAGCUGUGUGACCCGGACAAGAAAGAACAACCUGUUGUUCCAGAUGAACCAGAGCCUUCAUCAAUUGAGGCUGCUAAGAACGACGAUCCGGUCAACUGGUACAAGAUCGUCAAACUACAACAAGUGGAAUGGUCAACCCAAGUUAGCAAGCAUGGAAAAAGGAUCCUAGGCCUCAACUGUGUGGCAACGGUUAUUAAAAACAGCCUACACCCUAGUUAUCAGACCUUUAUCACCCAUGAUACCCCAUGGAAACUGCUUCGCAACCUGCGACAGAGAUUUGCACCUGAGUGCGAUCCUACCUAUGCAGCCAAACUGCGUCAGCAAUGGAGAAAUUUAGACCGAGGUCUAGACAGGAACACCGACAUUGAGAAAUGGUUAUUGAAUUGGGAAACGAUCCAGGUUCGGUGCGCGAGGGCUGGCAUGAGCGAAGCCAAUGACGCCACCGUGCAAUUCCUAGAUGCCAUCUCAACUAUGUCGCCUGGCUUUCAUGAAACCUGGACGCUCAGAUUGGAAGACAAGAAUGUUGUCUUCCCCGAGCUGCUCACUAGGUACAAAGCCCAUUGGGCAAUCAGCCACGGCAAAGCCAGUACCCAGAGAGGUAUCUCCAAAGCUGUAUUUUCGACCUGGCAAGGCCAUGAGGAAGCACAACCACCAAACAUCAAGAAAGGGGCGGCUAUACCAGCCACCGAAAAGCCAUUUUGGCAAAGGCCAUGCCCAUGCGGAUCGAAGGCCCGCCACCCUGCCUGGAAAUGCUGGGCUGCCUAUGAAUCAGGCAGACCCGAGGGUUACAAGAUCAUCCCAGACCAGAAACAGAAGUGGGAUAGAGCUAUGAAGGCUGAUCCUACAUGGAAAGACUUUAUUGAGAAGAAAAGGUCAGAAAUGGGCAUGACGCAGAAACAGGCGCACUCUACCAUAAUUGACGACCAAGCAUGUGGCUUCUUCUCAAAGGUACCUUCCCAAGAAGUCGCACAGAAAGCCGAGCAAGCCGCCAUGUCAACCCAAACCAAGCAAGCGACCAUACCUAUGGAGAAGCAAUGGGUUGUUGACACUGGGGCGGAUACACAUGUAUGCAACGAUCGGAGCAAAUUCGUUAGUUUCCGAGAAAGUCAUGGCAACAUCAAGGUCGGCGAUACACGCACAAGAAUCGAUGGUGUUGGCACCGUCGUUAUCUAUGGGACCAAUCCAACUACUGGCCAACCAAAACGACUAGAGUUGGGGGCCUUUAUGUGCUUCCGAAACAACUGGAUUGAAACUGAUAAUGGCAAGCCGCUGCUAAAGAUAUACCAAGAACAGAAGCUUUCUUGGUUGACGCAGCCCGACGCCGCCACCAUGGCAUUGAUCGAGGCCCAAGCACCGCCCGGAGAAAUGGUUUUUACCACUAAACGAUCGGCGCAAGAACCUAAAUCAGCUGCAUCAAUGGAGACCUGGCACCGGCGCCUAGGUCACAUAGGACCAGACCGCAUUACCAAACUGUCGGAGAUGACCGAGGGAGUCACCAUUACUGAGAGCAACCCUGUCAAACAGGUAUGUGAAGCUUGUCAGUUAGCAGACGCACCGAAGCAGAUCUCUCGGCGGAAGAUCGGUCAGGCAUAUGGUGUAUUCGGCAGAGUGCACUUUGACCUUGUUCAAAAUCAGCCUGCGCACAAUGGUCAUAUCUGGUUAACCCACUUUUACCUGGAUGGAAUCAAAUGCCACUUCGUGUUCACCCAUACCAAGAAGAACGAAUGUCAGAUGGCUGUUAGGAAGUUUAUUGCCAUCGCAAAGAAUUGGUUAAACAUCAAUAUCAAGGUGUUUCACUAUGAUAAUGAGCGAAGUGCGGGAGAUGAGGUCGAGAUGAUGAUCGAAAAUGAAGGUUGUAUAAUUGAGCAUGCACCACCUGGCCUACCCGAGAUGAAUGAUCUCCCCCGAACCCUAUGGCCAGAAGCGAUCUAUGCCGCAGCAUACAUGCUGAAUCGGGUGCCCACCAAGAUCGAAAAUCGGUGGAUUGUACCAUGGAAAGAACUCAUGAGGCAUACCGCACCCGACGGCGUGCGCGAUCAGAUCGUCAACCUGUCAAACCUGAGAUUGUAUGGCUGUUUAGCGUACUCUAGGAUCAUCAAAAGGGUUCAAUCUGACAAGAUGGCACCGAGAGCAGAGAUCGGAUUUCUUGUUGGAUAUGUUUCUAAGAACCUAUACAAGAUCUGGUUCCCGCACAAAGGCCGUGCUGGCAAAGGCCGGGUUGACAUAGUCAGAGAUGCUAUUUUUGAUGAGACCCGCCGAUACUCUCCGAGUACACCGGUACCUGAGCAUGAAGAAGCAGUCAGCACAUUGACAGAUGGCCUCGAUAACUGGCCUGAGGUGCUCACAUUGCAAGAAGCCGAAACAGAGAUCAGUAUAGAGCUAAGAAUGCCAAUGGUAUUAGCAAGGAACUCGGCGGGAGAAGAAGCAGAGCAUACCAAACAAGGAGAGGAAGCCGGAAAACCCACGUUACCACUAUCUCCCAAAACAGCCUCUAUUUUACCCGUGACGCCUGAAUCAAUCAGACCAAACCAGAUCUCAUGGUCGAAUACCAACAUACCAGGAAGCUUUCCCACCGAACCAAGGCCUCCGAGGAUCUCUUCAUCAACAAUGACCUCACUAUCGCAAGAUCCAUUAAUCCAGAGAUCAACACCAUCGAGAUCUCGACUCCCGAAUACCCUGUCAUCGUCACCAGAUCCGAUCUCGGUCAUACCAUCGAUCGAAACUGAAGGGGAGGAGACAGUAUCAGAAAGCGAGAUGCAACUUCAGCAAGAAUUAGCACAGUCACCGCAACCUACGCAUCCAACUGCCAUACAAACUGCGCCUAGACCAGGAUAUGAGAUAGCACCCGCCCGUGCACCUAGAGACAUCUCAAGAAACAUUGAUCAAUCCAACAUCAUUACCAGCGGCAGCAGAUCUCGCAGGCCAAGAACCAACCGAGAUUUCUCAGCAUACCUAUCUCUUCACGAUGAAGAUCCUGCCGACAACCCGCCUGAAUUGCUUCAUGCGUUCACCAUCAGUAUGCAUGAACAAGCAUCCCAUACCAAGAAACACCAUCGAAAUCAGAUGCCAAUAGAGCCCCAGAACUGGGCUGAGAUGAAGAACCAUAAAUUUGCCAAAGAAUUCACCGAGGCCGCAGCCUUUGAGAUCGAGACUCUACGAAACAAAGGCACAUUCCGCGAGGUGUCGCACCCGAACACCAAAGGGACACAGGUCCUUCCACUCAAGUGGGUGUUCACAUAUAAAUAUGAUGCCGACGGAGUCCUGGAGAAGUUCAAAGCGAGGAUCUGUGUGCGUGGAGAUCUACAGUGGAUCACUACUGAAGAAAAGAGAGCCGCAACUCUCGCAGUGAAAACAGCCCGCGCUGUAUUUGCACUGGUCGCAGCAUUUGACCUCGACAUGAUACAACGAGAUGUAGUGACAGCGUUCCUCAACUCAGCCAUUCAAGGUGAGGUAUACACCAAGUGCCCGCCUGGUUUCGAACGCUCAGGCCACUGCUGGCUGUUACUCCGAGCGCUUUAUGGCUUACGUAUGUCACCGCGUUUGUGGCAGCAGGAAGCAACCAGAGUGCUGGUCAAAUUGGGACUGACCCCCGUGCCUGAGGAUCCAUGCAUUUUCACCACCCAAGGAAUAAUCGUUUUCUUCUAUGUUGACGACAUUAUCAUGGUCAAUCAUCCUUCCUAUUCUAAGCAAGCAGCUACCCUGGACCAAGAAAUGAAGAAGCAAUGGGAAUUGCGAGAACUUGAUGCCAGUUGGUUCCUAAACAUCCGCAUAUUGAGAGACAGAUCUCAGAAGAAGCUAUGGCUAUGCCAAGAUAGCUAUAUUGAGAGCAUGACAAGUCGGUAUAACCUCAAAACCAACCGUAGGGUCGAAACCCCUAUGAGCACUGAGCCUUUGCUCCCAUAUGAUGGAGUAGCAACACCGAGUCAGAUCCAUGGGUACCAAGCCAAAGUUGGAUCUGCUCAGUAUGCUACAACCGUCUCACGCCCAGACGCCGCCAAAGCCACCGCCAAAGCCGCUGAAUUUCUUAUGAAUCCAGGUCCUAAGCACAUCGACGCUAUUGAUCGGAUCAUCCAAUACCUAUACAAAACCAGGUUUUGGGCCAUUGAAUAUGGAGUGAGAGGCCUCGAACCAGGUAUCGAAUUAGCAGCAAAAUCGGUUGAAUUUGCCAGCGAUGCUUCUUUCGGCGAUAACCCCGACCGGCGCAGCUCCGAAGGAUAUGUCUGCAAGUUAUAUGGUGGGCCCAUAGAUUGGAAGGCAUCGAAACAGAAGACCGUUACAACAUCGACAACCGAAGCAGAGCUACUCGCACUUGCUGAGGCCGGAAAAACAGUCCAAUGGUGGCGUCGAGUCCUCCGCGCAUUAGGAUUUGAACCGUCCCAUCCUCUCACUAUCUUGUGCGACAGCCAACAAACUGUUGACCUAUUGACGAAGGAAGGUGCCGCAAUGCAUACGAAGCUUCGUCAUGUUGAUAUCAAUCGGUGCUGGAUGAAGCAAGAGGUCAGUGAAGGCCGAGUUCUUGUCGCAUGGAUUCCAACCGCCGAGAUGCCAGCCGAUGGCCUCACCAAGGCCUUACCCAAACAGAAGCAGCAGAUCUUUCGAGAUCUGAUCGGAAUGAGAGACGUGAAUCACCUGAUUCACCCUUCAAAACAGAUUCUGGUUUGA